AAAAAUAAAAAUAAAAAACAAACGGCUCUUGAUCGUACACAUCUCGGAAGCACGUAUAAGAACUGCUUCGCUUUAUAGAUCGCUUCAUUUUAUUUCUUUCGAUCGAAAAUCAGGUCAGAGAAAAAAAUAAAAAAUCUCUUCUUUCUACGGUUUUCUCUGAUCAGAUCAUCAAAAAUCAAAUCAAGAUCCCCGCGAAAAUGAACGACGCAGAUGUAUCCAAGCAGAUCCAGCAGAUGGUGAGAUUCAUCCGCCAAGAAGCAGAGGAAAAGGCUAACGAGAUCUCAGUUUCCGCUGAAGAAGAAUUCAACAUCGAGAAGCUCCAAUUGGUGGAGGCGGAGAAGAAGAAGAUCAGGCAAGAGUACGAGAAGAAGGGGAAGCAAGUUGAAAUUCGAAAGAAAAUUGAGUAUUCGAUGCAGCUUAAUGCGUCUAGAAUCAAGGUCCUUCAGGCUCAAGAUGAUGUGGUUAAUGCCAUGAAAGAAUCAGCAUCCAAGGACCUUCUGAAUGUGAGCCGUGAUCAUCACGUGUAUAAAAAGCUUUUGAAAGAUCUAAUUGUUCAGGGUUUGGUCAGACUGAAAGAGCCUGCUGUCUUACUGCGUUGUCGCAAAGAUGAUGUGCACUUGGUAGAGUCUGUCUUGGAUUCAGCAAAGGAGGAAUAUGCAUCUAAAGUGAAUGUUCAUCCACCAGAGAUAUUCAUUGACAGUGUCCAUCUUCCCCCUGCUCCUUCUCAUCAUAAUGCCCACGGUCCUUUCUGCUCUGGAGGUGUAGUGUUAGCAUCUCGAGAUGGAAAAAUUGUGUGUGAGAACACCUUGGAUGCACGGUUGGAUGUUGCAUUCCGUAAAAAACUUCCAGAGAUCCGCAAGUGGCUCUUUGGUCGGGUUGCCGCUUGAAGGGUAGGAUUGUAUUGUUUUCUCAGCAGCUUUGGUCAUCGACCAUAGAGCAUACUGUUGAAGCUGUUUGUUCAUGAAUUCUCUUUUUUUUUUCUACCCGGAUUGUUUGUUUACCAAAAGUUAGGGAAACUGUUCUUUUAUUGGUGCGAAUAUCAUUUUGAGGGAUGGUGAAGUACACUUUUCUAAAUAACGCAUAAAAUAUGAAGUGUUUUAAGCAUGAUGUGGGAUGCUGUAUGUCUCCGGAAGUGCAAUUCCUGCUAAACUAGUGUUUGCUCAAAA
Molecule: messenger RNA, 1166 nt
Organism: Durio zibethinus
Lineage: Eukaryota; Viridiplantae; Streptophyta; Magnoliopsida; Malvales; Malvaceae
Product: V-type proton ATPase subunit E
Biological process (GO): proton transmembrane transport
Cellular component (GO): proton-transporting two-sector ATPase complex, catalytic domain
Molecular function (GO): proton-transporting ATPase activity, rotational mechanism
Source: RefSeq, a predicted model, not a curated record